GAGUGGUCACUAGCCAGUCGGAUUUAUAUAUUGUAUGCCUCUGCCUUGCUAGCUCAGUGCCACAUACUCGCACACUCCUCCCGGCCGGCAUGGCUGCUCUCUCGUCACCUCUCCUCAUCUCCAUCCUGGUGGUCCUCGUCGCCACCGCCACCACAACCCAAUGCCGCCCUCAGAAGCACCACCGCCAUGCCGCCAAGCCCACCCUUGCACCGCUGGCCGCCGUCCACGCCAUCUGCGGCACCACCCCGCACCCGGCGUCCUGCCUCGCGUCGGCCGCCGUGCACCUCGACGCCGCCACGGCCCAUCUCCUGGCGUCGUCCAUCACCGUCCCCCUCCUCCCCGCGAACAUCCUCUCGGUCGCGCUCGCCUCCCUCCGCGGCGCGCUCUCGGCCGUCUCCUCCCUCUCCCCCGCCCUCUCCUCCACGCUCUCGGCCCCGUCGUCCUCGACAACGCCGCUCCGGCGCGGCGCCGCGCAGGACUGCCUCGAGCUCCACGACGCCACGCUCAGCUCCCUCUCGCGCUCCGCGUCGCUGCUCGCGUCCCCCGGCGAGGGCCUCCCCUCGGUGCGCGCGCACCUGUCGGCCGCGCUCACCAACAAGGCCACCUGCCUCGACGGCCUCGCCGGCGCCUCCGGCCCGCGGAUGGACGGCCUCCUCGCCUCCCUCGACGACGCCUACGAGCACGUCUCAAACUCGCUCUCCCUCGUCGCCCGCGGCGGCGGGGCCAGCUUCCAAGCCACGGUGGCCAAGAUCAUCCACCACAACCGGCGCCUGCUCCAGGACGACGAAGACAGUGACGGGGACGACGACGACAACAGCCGCGACGAGAACGACGACGACGGAAACGGCCGCAAUGGCAACGACGACAACGGCAGCAGCGAUGGCAACAACGAUAGCGGCGAGACGGUGAUCACGGUGGCCAAGGACGGGUCGGGGAACUUCCGGACGGUGGGGGAAGCGGUGGCCGCGGCGCCGAACAACAGCGAGGCGAGGACGGUGAUCCAGGUGAAGGCCGGGACGUACGUGGAGAACGUGGAGGUGCCCCCGUACAAGACGAACAUCGCCCUCGUCGGCGAGGGCCGCGACGUGACGGUCAUCACCGGCAGCCGCAGCGCCGCCGACGGCUGGACCACCUUCCGCACCGCCACCGUCGGGGUGUCCGGCGAGGGGUUCCUGGCGCGGGACAUGGCGUUCCGGAACACGGCGGGCGCGGCGAGGGGGCAGGCGGUGGCGCUGCGGGUGAACGCGGACAUGGCGGCGGCGUACCGCUGCGCCGUCGACGGCCACCAGGACGCGCUCUACGCGCACUCCUUCCGGCAGUUCUACCGCGAGUGCACCCUGUCCGGCACGGUGGACCUCGCCUUCGGCAACGCCGCCGCGGUGCUCCAGGCGUGCGCGCUCGUCGCCGGCGCGCCGGUCCCCGGCCAGUCCAACGUGCUCACGGCGCAGUCCAGGGCCGACCCCAACCAGGACACCGGCUUCGCCGUGCACAACUGCACUGUGGAGGCCUCGCCGGAGCUGCUCGCCGGCGGCGUCAGCACCCGCACCCGCACCUUCCUCGGCCGGCCGUGGGGCGCGUACGCGCGGGCCGUGGUCAUCGGGUCGUACCUGGGCCCGCUCGUGGACCGCGACGGGUGGACGGGCUGGCCCGGCGCGGAGCCGGGCCGCGCAGACACGGUCUACUUCGGGGAGUACGGGAACGAGGGGCCCGGCGCCGGCACGGACGGGCGCGUGGGCUGGGCCGGGUUCCACGAGAUGGGCUACGACGAGGCCGCCCAGUUCGCCGUCGACAAGUUCAUCUACGGCGACGACUGGCUCGCCGCCACCUCCUUCCCCUACGACCAAGGCAUCUGAACUACGCGGGGUCUGCAGAAUUCAGAGGCUAAUCUUGAGCCGUUACUGCGUUAAAUUCCGGUGAGAUGUUCAGUAAGUUCUGUUGAAUCCGUCUGUGUCAUGAACACAUUAUCCAACUGAAUCAGAUGAUUUUUGGAUCUGUUAAGACUUAAGCGUGCAAUCAAUCAGCAGUUUUUACCA
Messenger RNA from Hordeum vulgare subsp. vulgare (domesticated barley), 2033 nucleotides. Its product is annotated as pectinesterase-like. Gene Ontology annotation, molecular function: pectinesterase activity; pectinesterase inhibitor activity. The transcript is spliced from 2 exons. NCBI's taxonomy places the organism in Eukaryota, Viridiplantae, Streptophyta, Magnoliopsida, Poales, Poaceae. The record is from RefSeq and is a predicted model, not a curated record. Gene Ontology annotation, biological process: cell wall modification. Bases 90 to 1853 code for a protein of 587 amino acids.